UGUCGCUUCUGCCCGCCCAUUUUUUUUUACCCCUUGUCCACUGGAAAAAUCGUUUCACAUCGCGCACUUUAAUUUCAAAUGCCCUCACCCAGAGCCGAUACCUUCGCAAAUGUCUGAAUCACCACUGACGAUAAUCAUCAUCAAAGGUUAGACAACAGCCUCAAAAUUGCAACGUGCAAUACCCAAGACAUGCGGCGACCUUGGCGAUCAAAAAAGCCGUUGGUCGCCGCGUGUCCAGGCCCGGAAAUGACAAUUCCAAAUUGUCAGGGAUUCGCCACGUGCUACAUGGAGCUGUGCAGACAGCACAAACUCCGACCACUACCGGUCAUCUGCGUGGGACUACCCCACAGCCUGGACUUUACGACAGAUCGAGUGAAGAUGGACGACUGGGGGCCUAUUCUCAAUGCCCUCUCCCUGGACAGAACCCUGAAAUCGGUGAGUGUCCGCAGCAGGUACCAGUGUCGAAAACCCCUGGAGGAAGUUAACUCCGCAGACAAGGCGAGAGCAAUCGGCAAAGCACCAGUGGUUUUGACCAGAUACCUUCUGGAGUGGCUGUCACACAGUAUCGCCCAGUGCAUCAGAAAUUCACCGAUGUUGACCUGCUUGGAACUCGAGGGAAUUCCUCUCCCCGAUGAUUGCCUAGCUGCACUCUGCGUCGGUCUAGCCUCCACAGAAAGCCUCCAGCAUCUGUCCCUGAAGCGCUGCUACAUUGGUGACGAGAGCUGCAGUCUGAUCUGCCGAACGAUUGCCGAUGUCCAUAGCAUCCGAUCCUUGAACCUCAGUCAGUGCGACCUGACCAGCUACUGCGGUCCUGCCCUGGCUUCAGCCUUGUCCCGUCAAAAGCUCGUGCUUUAUCACGACACGUGGAAGGAUUCCCUCAGGUAUCGCGAUCCAAAUCUCGACGCCAUGCCCGGAUUACGACGACUCACUCUCAAUGACAAUCCGCAUUUGGGUGACUCAGCUGUUGCUGAAAUUAUCGACGCGAUUCAGGACAGCUUGUGGCUCAAGGCGUUAGAUCUUCAGCACUGCGGACUAACCGAUGCCAUCGGGAGUGAAAUUCUUCAGCUGUUAGAGCAAAACACCACACUCGAAGUUGUCGAUCUCCGGGGGAACGCCAGUCUCAGUGAGGAUGUCGUUGGAGAAGUCUUCAAACGGCUUGACUUUAAUAACACCGGGAGCAGGUUGGAGUACAGGUACUUCAAGAUACCGCAGAAGGACAACAGAACGGUUUCCGCGGUGACUGAGCGACGGGAAGCGGCGAAGAGGAUUUCCUCCAGUGUAAAUAGACCGAAGAGUGCCGUCAUGAGGAAUCAGAAGAGACCCUGUCAGCUGAGACCUUGCAGAAAAUCUUCUCCUGCGGCUGCUGUUCCGAAGAGAACAAAAUUGAAACCACCGAUACCGCAUUUCCCAGUGCGGAGUGACAAGGCCAAAGUUCCAGGUGUCGAGGGAAAAUCUGUGAAGGUGAAACCUCUGCUUCAUCUCGACCUCCAGACGCAGAUAAAAUCGACGAUGGAUGAAGGUCAAUCGACGAUGGAUUAUGGAAAAUCGACGAUUGAUUAUGAAAAAUCAACAACGGAUGAGAGAGAGGAGCAGACGAACGAGAGUCAGGAUUAUCGAAAGGAGAAAUCGGUAGAGUUGGAGGAACUCCUGGAACCCCUGACAGAGUCUGAGGACUCUGCCAAGGCGAUGUAUGAGCGACUCGAGGUGCAGCUGAAGGAGGAAAGAGCUCGUCGGGAGGUGGCGGAGAUGAAGCUCAGGAUGGUGAGAGGUGAUCUAGAGGAUCUUGAGAAUGUACUCAAAUCAAAAGAGAAAGCCACCCGGGGAUACUUGCUGAUAAGCCAAAAAUCUCUCGAUGAAAUCGCCAAGUCGUUCGAGGAACUCCUGGAGAUGCUGGAGGGCGGCGAAAGAAGUUCUCGGUGGAGGGAGAGCGAUGUCGCUGCUCGUGAGGUGCUUAAGCGAAAAGUCACGCUUUUACUUCGAAAAACCAAAUCCGAGAAGCUGGGGAGGAGCUUUAUCCUGGAGUCCCCGACGAAGGGGGUCAAGUCGACUGGGGACGUGAGCUCCACAUCACCACCAAUUCCUGAGCAGUUGGAGAAGCAAAUUGGCGACACUGGGAAUGGAAUCACAGGCGGAAAUUCCUCGAACACCUGGAGAAUACCUGGGGAAAUAACCAAAACUGAUUUUUCCCCGUGCGAGAGGGCCAGGGCACUCUUCAAACAGAUCAUCAAUGGAGAUGUCAUCCUGAAUCUCGAUAGCCGGAGAAACUAGAUUAUCGUGGAGAUUCUUCACAAAAUGGGGUACGGCAAAUUCCGAGAUGGCGGUGACGAAGCGCCAAUCCCCCAAUCCCGGUCGAUCAUCAGUGAUAUACGAUGUAAGAUUUUAAAUUACUCAUCCGGGAAUCCAUAUUAUUAACUUACGGAAUC
This is a messenger RNA of Fopius arisanus, 2423 nucleotides long. RefSeq names its product centrosomal protein of 78 kDa. The record is from RefSeq and is a predicted model, not a curated record. The coding region runs from base 190 to 2268 and encodes 692 amino acids. Gene Ontology annotation, molecular function: protein binding. The transcript has a single exon. Gene Ontology annotation, cellular component: centrosome. NCBI's taxonomy places the organism in Eukaryota, Metazoa, Arthropoda, Insecta, Hymenoptera, Braconidae.